Linepithema humile (Argentine ant) is the source of this 3751-nucleotide messenger RNA. NCBI's taxonomy places the organism in Eukaryota, Metazoa, Arthropoda, Insecta, Hymenoptera, Formicidae. The record is from RefSeq and is a predicted model, not a curated record.
UGAAAAGUGAUUAUAUAUUUAUAUACUUUUAUUUAUAUAUUUAUAUACAAACAUAUAAUGCGCUCGAAUUUUCAUCUAGAUGCUAAUUCAAGUUGCAAUUGUCAUUUUCAAUUUUUCUAAAUAGUGUUAUAAUAAACUUUAUGGUACUUCAUACAGAACUAUACACUUAUAUGUUAAUAACCAUUACAAUCAAUAUCAAAUUAGAAGAAAUACGAGCAAGUUAUCUGUGCAGUUUAAAGAAAAAUGCCAUGUAUAAAUAUAAGAGAUGAGAUGAAAGAAAAACAAUUUAAUUUGUAACAUUAGAUGUGAGGAAGAUAUAAAAAAUAUAAAAAAAUACAAGUCACUAGCUAUUCCAGGUGCGAUUCUAAUUAUAAAAUAUUAUAGCCAUUAUCGUUUAAAAGCAUUGAUCAAAUAAAUACUAUUUAUAUAUUCAAGAUAUUACAUGUAACAUGUGUCUGCAAUUUUGAUCACGGACGGAUCUUUAAAUAACAAUGAAGGUCAUCCCACGGAAAAUCAGCGCAAACGAUUAUAAUAGAUUUCGUUGGAAUAUCUUACCUAAUUAUGAUGAUUAUUUCAUUGAAGGAAAUGACAAUACUGAAAGUAAGCGUAACAACAUGCAAAAUAGAAUGUUUUAAACAUUUAACCCUCAAUUUACCAUGGAAAAAUGUAUAAAAAAAAAUUACCAGUCGAGUCCAUUGGAUUCAUAUGAGAAAAAAAGUUAUAAUGCAGAAAAAUAUUAUAAAAGAACCUCAUUUUAGGAAAAGUAAAAAAAGUCACAAGUUAUUUCAUUCACAUUUAAGUAAAAAAUAAUGACAAUACGAAUACAACUAAGUUCAUUGGACCCGUUUGAUAGACGGAGAGUUAAAUUUCAAAAAAAGGAACUGUUUUGAAUGGUUUAAAAAAAGUGAGAGCAUUAAUGCUCUUAGCGCUCGUUACAAGUUUACAUUAUUUUUGUAUAUUGCAUUUAUGCGUAAUGUUAUGCAACACAUUGCAUAAAUGUUAUGGAAUAUUACAAGUUGGGUGGUUAAGGAAUGAUCGGUGGGGAUGAAGGAAUGAUCGGUGCGUUACGACGAGAUGGACUCAAUAACGAUGAGGUCGCGCAUAGAAUGUGAAAUAUAACGUAUCGCGUUAUUGAACGAUAACUGCUAGUUAUUAGAGUCGAUUGACGAGUAACUCGACAUAAGGAGCGCGUAAAACGUGUGCGUACACGUACAAAGCCGUGUCUCCGACUUGGUCGUCACUCUCGCGAUUGGUGUUGCAGGGGCGAUCUUAUGUAUGUAAAUUACUGGUACAAAUGUCGCUCGGCAAAUUUACUCUCAUUCAUAAGCAUUCGUCCAUUCGAUACGUUUCAGUGACACUCGUACUUUGAUCGGACGCGCGUAAUAAUCUUCGCUCGACUCUCGAUUUUCGUGCACAUAAUAUCUCGUUCGCGUUAUCCGCGUUGUCCUCUGGCUGUAGAUCUAGUCUAUCAAGUACGCCGUUCAAAAAAACAUAAUACGCGCUAUCGAAAACACGUGCAAGAACAGAUAAACAAUUGUAUUGUUUCCGAAAAAAAAAUGCAAAGUGGUAGCAGUUUAAAUCAAUUCAACGACGAUGACUUCUUCAGUGAUGGACCAUGCCCGUCGUGCAGAUUAGCCAUUAAUAAGGAAACUGGUAGACUCAAAUGGUGUACUGGUGCAAAUAAAACAUGGCGCUUUCGUAUUAAAUUAAUGCUCCUGAUACCUGCCCUGCUGUUGCCAAUUACUAUAAUAUUUAUCGUUUUAUCGCAAUUUCAAACCACAACUAAAAUUUCCGAUUCACACGCGUUUGAGGAUAACAUCUUUGAGGUUACUAGUCGCAACGAUGUAGAGCAUGCAGCAGAAAAAACUGAAGAGGAUCGACUCUUAUUACUCGAUUUGAAAACGAGUUACGUGCCUACGGACAUGUAUUCUCCACUUCGAUCACUUCAACGACGCAAGAGAAACAUUGACAAGGUACUUAAUCUUCAAGAAACAAUCCCAAAUUUAAUUAUCUAACUAAAGCGCAUCUUCUCUUUUCUUUUUUUAUUUCUUUUUCUACUGUCCCAGUAAAUACUAACCAAUAUUAGUAACAUAAUAUCAAUGUUAUAAUUUCCCACUCAACAAUAUAAUAGUUACGUACAAGAUAUGUUAUAUUGCAAUAACGUUGUUGAGUGGGAAAUUAUAACAUUGAUGUUAUGUUAUUGUUGGUUUGUUAGGGUAUUUACAUCCGUCAUUCUUUCUUUUUUUUUUGUUCCUCUAUUUCCAAUACUUCUCCUGUAGUCUGUCAGUCUGUAAUUAUCCUAUCUUAAAAAAGAUACAUAAAGUCGAUAACUCGCGGAUUGUUUAUUUCGAUGCGCGUUGUAUGUAAUACAUACGUUACUUCGUGCUAUCGAGCGGUUGUCAUUGCGGAAAUUGCAUACUUUGACAGUUCAUAUUUUUAGAACAGGUAUUUUUAGUGCAGGUAUUUUUUUAUUACUUUUGCGUUUUACAGAAAAUAUUUAAAGUAUCUUUUUAGAUGGAGUUAUAGUAUACAGGGUGCGUCAGCUAAAUCCGGACAAAACAAAUUGUUUAUUAAAACACUCUUUAGACUCAGAAAAAACUUGAAAUUAUGAAAUAUUUUUUUGUACGUUGCUUAAGGGAUCCUCUCUGAGUACAAUUAUUCUAUAUAACCCCCGUUUGCUGCGAUCACUGCUUCAAUCCUUUGCCUGAAGCGCGAGCAUGCUCUUUUCAACUGCUCCUUGUCUAAAUCAACUGUUAUAUAUUACUUUUUGUACUAUAGCCAGAGGUUCUUGAAACACAAUAUCAAUUCUCUGUAGUUAAUAUAAAGUUUAUUGUGAAAAGACAAUACGCGGUAGGAUUCUUUUCGAUUACAGUCUUAACUGAACAGAAGAAGCGCAUUUUCAUUAGUCACGCAACAGUAGCGCACGCACUCUACAGACACUGGCGCCAAACAUAAAACAAUUAUUCUCUACACCUUCCCUUAAUUGUUAAAUUAUUGUAUAUGAAUCUUACAACUAAUUUGUAACAUAUAUAAAUCUUACAUCUAAAUCUAACUUAGUUUACUAAUUUACUUUUGUGAGUCUCAAACUUAAUUUGUCCUAGCGCUUUAGUAAAUAUAUCUGCAAGCUGCAUAUUAGUGGAACAAUAUUUUAUCUCUAUUAGUCCAUCAGCGACUUUUUCGUUUAUAAAUCUAUAUCUGACAUCAAUAUGUUUACUUCUUUUGUUUCCUAUACUAUUUUUAAUUAAACAAAUGGUACUUUGAUUGUCAAUAUUCAAAGUUGCUUUAAUUGGUUUACCUGUCAAUUCCUCAAUUAGAAAUUUAAGAUACAAAAUUUCCUUGCAACAUUCUGUUGCCGCAAUGUACUCCGCUUCGGUACUUGAUAACGCUAUUAUAGACUGCUUCUUAGAGCACCAACUUAUAGGACCGCCUGAGUACAUAAUUACAAAACCGGUCGUACUUUUCCGAGUCUCUAUGUCUCCUGCAUAAUCAGAGUCUGAAUAACCUAUUAAUUCUUCCUCAUCUUUAUUGUUAUUCACAUUGUAUCUAAUACCUAAAUUCUUAGUUGCAUUUAUAUAUCUGAAUAUUCUCUUUACAUUUGCUACAUCUUGUGUGGAUGGUUUUUCUAAGUGUCUGCUCGCAUAUCCUACAGCGUAAGCUAAGUCGGGUCUUGUUUUACUGGCUAAAUAUAAGAUGCUUCCAACGCUUUCUCGAUAUGGAAAAACCUUGUUCAUUUCCUUUUCUCCGUCAUCAU